AAGCUGAAUUUUGCAUAAAAUGCAGAAUAGGAAAUGCAACCCAAGUGGAAACAGAAGUGGCGUUAGGCGAAAAACAUUAAGAUACAUGUAACCAAAUCUGGUAACAUUAAGUUCUUAGUAUGGGCUCAUUUUCGUAGAAAAUAUUAAAUGAUGAGGCGUAUGAAUAAUUUGGUGACUCUUUUCACUGCCGCUAGUGCAUUUUUUUUUGGAAGCUUCAUCACAAAGAUACUCAGUACAGUGGACAAAUGCCCAACACAUCGAAGUGGAGUUGGAGCCCAGCUCGAGCAUCAUCCUGAUUUGUUUCUUAUCGUUCUGGUGCUAAGUAGCCCGCGAAAUGUGGACCACAGAAACACGAUGCGGAGUACCUGGCUCCGAUAUGUCGAGCAGCCUCUCGCCCUACCAUAUUUCCCAGAAGAACAGAUAUAUCUUCCCACCUAUUAUGCCAAUGGUCACCUAAUGGCGGAACGUGUUGAGUCGCAGAGGAAAAGACUACGACAGUAUAUUAACUGGCAAGGCAGCAUUUCAACAAGGAGUUCAAGAAAAACGCAGCGCGGGAUAAGGGUCAAACAUUUCUUUGCCAUUGGAACUGGCCAGAUGAGCAGGGACCUGCACGCGGAACUUCAGAAUGAACAUAUGCAGCACAACGACCUCUUACUACUCCAAAAGCACCCAGAGACAUACCAUAAUCUCACAGAGAAGCUACUUCAAUCUCUAGAUACAUUGACACAGCGCUACGAAUUUUCCUAUCUAAUCAAGGUGGAUGACGACACUUACGUUAAGCUGGAUAGUUUACUGAACGAGCUGGUCUCCUAUGACCGCAAGCUCCUGCGCAAUGCAGUUGAGUAUGGUAACGAUCCCCUGCCUCAACUCUAUUGGGGCUACUUUAGUGGUAGGUCAAAAAUCAAAACGAAAGGUCGCUGGAAGGAAUCGAAUUAUUAUCUAAGCAAAAACUAUCUGCCAUAUGCCCUAGGUGGUGGAUAUGUUUUAUCCCGAAAACUGUGUGAAUAUAUAGCAAAUAGUUCGCAUAUGCUUUCCCCCUACGCCUCUGAGGACGUUUCAGUCGGAACGUGGCUAGCUCCGUUCCGUCACAUAUAUCGAUGGCACGAUCCUAGAUUCGAUACCGCCUACAUAUCCCGCAAAUGCAAACCAUAUCACUUGGUUUUGCAUAAAUGCAGUCAGGAAAGGAUGAAGAAAAUUAACGACGGAAAACUAUGCAGUACAGACACUAGUCCGAGCUCCUUGCCCGAAUAUUACUACGACUGGAUGAAAGUAGCUGAUCAAUGUUGCGACAACUUAGUGGAAUAGCCAGGAUACUAAUGCUUAAUAGAAAUUAUUUUAGCUUGUCUGACCUGUGUU
Messenger RNA from Drosophila kikkawai, 1356 nucleotides. RefSeq names its product beta-1,3-galactosyltransferase 6 (gene beta3GalTII). The record is from RefSeq and is a predicted model, not a curated record. Gene Ontology annotation, cellular component: Golgi membrane. Gene Ontology annotation, molecular function: UDP-galactosyltransferase activity. Lineage: Eukaryota; Metazoa; Arthropoda; Insecta; Diptera; Drosophilidae. Gene Ontology annotation, biological process: glycosaminoglycan biosynthetic process.